ACAGGCUUGAUAGUUCAGUGGCAGAAUUCAUGCUUUGGGUAUUCCUGACUGUAUGAGGUCCUGGGUUCAAUCCCCAGUCAAGCCCGUCGUUGCUUUCUUUUUUUUUGCAAGCUGUGAAGCUAUAACCAUCAACUUUUUUUACUCCAGUAUCUGUUGCUGGUGGUGGAGAAAUGCGGCGGUGUUACGCUUAGCAUUUUGCGCUAAUCGAGUUCCUAUUUCGCCGAGCCGAGUAAGCGACCCUAUCACGCCAAAGGAAAUCGAACUUUAUGUGGGAACGGUCUUCAAACCUCCGCAUCACAACACCUGCUAUUGCAAUUCUCAUCUGAACAUUUGAAUAUGAUAGUGAAAAUCUCUGUUUACUGCCCGCCAUUAUCGCGUAGC
This is a messenger RNA of Mollisia scopiformis, 381 nucleotides long. RefSeq lists its product as uncharacterized. The coding region runs from base 53 to 334 and encodes 93 amino acids. Lineage: Eukaryota; Fungi; Ascomycota; Leotiomycetes; Helotiales; Mollisiaceae. The transcript has 3 exons. The record is from RefSeq and is a predicted model, not a curated record.